AUGGAAGCUAAAACUAAGUCAUGCGUAGUUCUACCUUUUCUUCUAUUGGUUGCAAUUUUCAUGCAACAAUGUGUCCAUGGAGAAUCGCAAGUGCCCUGCCUUUUUGUCUUUGGGGACUCUCUGUCUGAUAACGGAAAUAAUAACAACCUUCCAAGCACUACAAAGUCCAAUUACAAACCAUAUGGCAUCGACUUCCCAACCGGCCCAACAGGACGAUUUACGAAUGGACAAACAUCUAUUGACCUAAUUGCUCAACUACUGGGAUUUGAGAAUUUCAUCCCACCCUUUGCAAACACUAGUGGCUCAGACACACUUAAGGGUGUGAACUAUGCAUCCGGAGCAGCUGGGAUUCUACCAGAGAGUGGUACACAUAUGGGUGCCAACAUCAAUUUGAGGGUACAAAUGUUAAAUCACCUAUUCAUGUACUCCACAAUUGCUAUCAAACUUGGAGGUUUUGUCAAAGCUAAACAGUACCUCAACAAGUGUUUGUACUACGUUAAUAUAGGAAGCAAUGAUUACAUAAACAAUUACUUCCUUCCCCAGUUUUACCUAACAAGCCGCAUCUAUACCCCUGAUCAAUAUGCCAACAUUCUUAUUGCCCAGCUAUCUCAGUAUAUGCAGACACUGCAUGACGAAGUUGGGGCCAGAAAAUUCGUGCUAGUUGGGAUGGGUCUUAUAGGUUGCACUCCAAAUGCCAUCUCUACCCAUAAUACAAAUGGAUCUUGCGUUGAGGAGAUGAAUAAUGCUACGUUCAUGUUCAAUGCAAAGCUUAAAUCUAAAGUGGACCAAUUCAACAACAAGUUCUCUGCUGAUUCCAAAUUCAUCUUUAUAAACAGCACAUCCGGAGGCCUUGAUAGUUCUCUUGGUUUCACUGUUGCAAAUGCUUCUUGCUGCCCAUCAUUGGGGACAAAUGGGUUAUGUAUUCCUAAUCAAACGCCAUGCCAGAAUCGAACCACUUAUGUGUUUUGGGAUCAAUUCCAUCCCACCGAAGCUGUCAACCGAAUCAUUGCAAUAAAUUCAUAUAAUGGUUCUAAUCCAGCCCUCACUUACCCAAUGGAUAUCAAGCACCUUGUUGGGUUCUGA
Molecule: messenger RNA, 1083 nt
Organism: Glycine soja
Lineage: Eukaryota; Viridiplantae; Streptophyta; Magnoliopsida; Fabales; Fabaceae
Product: GDSL esterase/lipase At1g29670-like
Exons: 5
Coding region: 1-1083 (360 amino acids)
Molecular function (GO): hydrolase activity, acting on ester bonds
Source: RefSeq, a predicted model, not a curated record